Molecule: messenger RNA, 2133 nt
Organism: Salvia miltiorrhiza (redroot sage)
Lineage: Eukaryota; Viridiplantae; Streptophyta; Magnoliopsida; Lamiales; Lamiaceae
Product: probable inactive purple acid phosphatase 27
Exons: 12
Coding region: 34-1950 (638 amino acids)
Molecular function (GO): metal ion binding; acid phosphatase activity
Source: RefSeq, a predicted model, not a curated record
CUCCAUCAUUCCCUUUAAUUUCCUCAAGGUUUGAUGAUCAUCAAGAUGCCAAGCCUUUCAUUUAGGGUUCUAACAAUAUUCUCAAUAUUCUUCUUCGCCGCAAACACAGACGCCUCCUCCCUGCCGGAAAGGCUGCUCCGAUCCACGGCGGAGCUCCGCAAGCACACCUCGAUAUCGGAGUUCCGGCUCCUCAACCGGAGGCAGCUGCUGGACUGCCCCGACCCGAACCCGUACCUCGAGGUGAACGUGACGUCCAACCCGAGGCUCUCGGACGAUGAAUACGUGACGGUCAACAUCACCGGAGUUCUGCUGCCUUCCGAGAACGAUUGGGUGGCCAUGAUCUCCCCUUCUCACUCCGAUGUGAAGACGUGCUUGCAAAAUGCAAUAAUGUAUGAACAAACGGGUGAUUUCAGCAGUCUUCCUCUUCUAUGCCACUAUCCUGUUAAGGCUCAAUAUGUGAGCAAUGAUCCGGGAUACCUAAAGUGCGGGAAGAAGGAAUGCAAGGCGCACGUGGCCGGAAAAUGUGUGUUGAAGACUUGCAGUGCCACGCUGUUGUUCCAUGUUGUCAACAUACGGACGGACAUCGAGUUCGUGAUGUUCGGCGGCGGGUUUGGGACGCCCUGCAUCUUGAGAAGAUCUGAUCCGGUUAGCUUCGCCAACCCGAACCACCCCUUGUAUGCCCAUGUGGCCAGCGUCGAUUCCACUGCUACUUCGAUGAGAUUGACAUGGGUGAGUGGGAAUCAAAGUCCUCAACAAGUUCAAUAUGGAGAUGCCCAAACAGCAAAUUCCUCAGUUUCUACCUUUUCCCAAGCUGACAUGUGUACAAGUCCAGCAAUGGAAAGUCCAGCUGUUGAUUUCGGAUGGCAUGACCCUGGUUUCAUCCAUUCAGCUCUACUCACCGGACUUCAUCCCUCCACCUCUUACUCCUACAAAUAUGGAAGCGAUUUAGUGGGAUGGAGUGAUGAAAUGAAGUUGACAACUCCACCUGCGUCUGGAACAGAUGCCCUCAAAUUUCUUGCUUAUGGUGAUAUGGGCAAGGCUCCUCUUGAUUCCUCUAUUGAACACUACAUACAACCUGGAUCGGUAUCUGUUAUCAAAGCAAUGGAAGAGCAAGUAUCCUCAGGCGGCGUAGACUCUAUAUUUCACAUCGGCGACAUUAGCUACGCCACCGGUUUCAUGGCGGAGUGGGAUUUCUUCCUUCAUCUCAUCUCCCCUCUCGCCUCCCAACUCUCCUACUUGACCGCCAUCGGCAACCACGAGCGGGACUACGUUGACUCCGGCUCCGUUUACCCAACCCCGGAUUCAGGUGGAGAAUGCGGGGUUGCGUACGAGACUUAUUUUCCGAUGCCCACAGCGGCCAAGGAUGAGCCCUGGUACUCCAUAGAGCAAGGGCCUGUUCAUUUCACUGUCAUUUCCACCGAGCAUAAUUGGACAUUAAAUUCUCAACAGUAUGAAUGGAUGAAUAAGGACAUGGCUGCAGUGAAUAGAACAACAACUCCAUGGCUGAUAUUCACAGGGCACAGGCCCAUGUAUACAUCUGCUCCUGGAAACCCCAUUUUUCCCAGCGUCGACGAUUGGUUCGUUGAUGCAGUAGAGCCGUUGCUACUACAAAAUAAGGUGGAUCUGGUUCUGUUUGGGCAUGUCCACAACUAUGAGAGAACAUGUGGCGUCUAUAAUGGAUCAUGCAAAGGAAUGCCCACCAAAGAUGCCAAUGGAGUCGACACAUACGAUCAUUCCAACUACACUGCGCCGGUUCAUGCUGUUAUUGGAAUGGCCGGAUUUAAACUCGACGAUUUCACACAAAACGAUAAUAGCUGGAGCUUGGCUAGGAUUUCCAAGUUUGGAUAUAUAAGAGUUAACGCCACCAAGAGUGAGCUUCAUGUCGAGUUUGUGAAUGCAGAUUCAAGAAAAGUGGAUGAUAGUUUCCGAAUCACUAAAGCAGGGACUUGAUACUGCGCCCAAAAGCAUCUCCACGUACCACAUGAGCCAUGUAUAUGUAAUGUAGUAGUUUUAAGAAGGGUUAAUAGCUAAAAAUUCACCAACUCAUCAGAUUUAAUUUUUGACAUGUUUUAUAAAUUGUUGCAGUAAUAUCAUCAUUUUUUUAAUUUGUAGCAAAAUAGACACAUCCAAAUU